CCACAGUCCACAGUCCACAGUCCACCACCGUAGGCAGUAGAGUAGUUACUAGAGCAUGAUUACCUUAUGUACCUGCUCUGUUCGAACUUCACAGGCACCAAACAACGGGCCCUGAAAGUUGAGUGAGGAGGGUUAACGCGUGCAGCCGGCCGGCGAGAUGUCCGGCAGCAGUCUGGUACUGCACUAGUAUCAUGCUCUAGCAGUCCCCGCUCCUAAAAAAAUGUAGCGUUGAAACCGUUGACUACCGUUAGCACCUACUGCGCACGCUAGGUACACGCCGGUAUCGUCAAAACCUCCAAGCCUUCAAGGCCCCAGCGAUCCCUCCCAGGGCCCAGGCUUGAUCUUUAACCACGGAUGGCAGGAACCACGGAACGCCGUGGGUACAUACUCUAGUCAGGGUUGCCGACAUGUGACAUGUCAAAGUUGCUUUCGGUCGGUCGGUCUUAUCUGCCGCCGCCGCCGGCCGGCCAGUCAGGCCAGUCGGGUCAAUCAGGUCAAUCAGGUCAGCGGUGGGCUUCUGUCUGGGUUCUGGAAUUCCCUGCCUACUCUGGAGUCUGGCAUUGCAGAGUUACGGCUCAUCCGAAGUUCGAACGACAAACAUCGCACAGUGCACGCCCACUAGAUACAUACGGCAUAUACCCACCAUACGGUACCCCUCAGGAGGAUGCACUGCAAUCCGUCACGCCAGCAGCCAGCGGCCAGCGGCCAGUGGCCAGCCUCCAGCAGCCAGCCUCCAGCCUCCCUGGUGGCAGGUCGGAUCCGAUCGAGCACCGUCGGGUCGAGUCGAGUCGAGCGUGCUUGUAUAUGCAGAUAUGUAUUUCGCCGAUUCAGCGCGGCGAGGUGGAAAAGAACGCAGCCACCCUGACCCUCGCGCUCACGCGUUUCGCCCCCCGAUCCCGGACUAUUGUCCGCUCAUAUGUACUCUACUCUGUCGGCACAUGGAUACUGCCCAGGGUACGUAUGGACGUGCAGUGGGGGAUCGUCCAACGGUCCAACGGCCGUGAGCGUGAGCACAGUCGGUCGUCGUCGGAAUAGACAAGCGCUACUAAUCAAGUACUCCAUACUAGUUAGUUAGUUAGGACCUACUAUCGACAAAUUAAACACCGAUGCCCG
Messenger RNA from Tricharina praecox, 1113 nucleotides. RefSeq lists its product as uncharacterized. Lineage: Eukaryota; Fungi; Ascomycota; Pezizomycetes; Pezizales; Pyronemataceae. The record is from RefSeq and is a predicted model, not a curated record. The transcript is spliced from 6 exons. The coding region runs from base 415 to 1035 and encodes 206 amino acids.